AUGCCCGCGCAGCCCCAGGCUCAUCCCCCCGUGCACCCGUCCCGCGCGCCCCACGGCGCCAAGAAGGGAGUCCGAGGCAAGCCCGCGCUGGCCAUGGACGAUGACGACCGCGACCCGGCGCAGUGGCUUGGGUUCUCGCUUCCGCCGCGCGCGCCGCACAACCAUAUCGAGCGCGCUGUUCCCCGUCGCAGCAAGCGCGGCGACUCGUGGCGCGGCAGCGCGCUCACCCGCGAGAAAUUUGUCAACGCCAGCUAUCGCUUCGUCGUCAAGCCCACCGAGACGUUGAGUUAUGGUGCCCACUUUGCAGACCCGGACAUUGCCCUCCACUGGCCGAACAUUCUCCAGAUUCUCGUGCCGACGUACUCGUCGUACUCUGUUGCGCAGGGAUUUGUGGCUAGCGAGGACGAGGUGGACGACGACGUGGGCGGCGAGUCGGCUGCGGAACGGCGCCGACGCGUCGAGGAGGAGCGACAGGGCCGUUCAUGCCCCAUUUGCCUCAGCAAGCCCGUCGCUGGACGAAUGACCAAGUGUGGACAUAUCUUUUGCUUUCCGUGCAUCAUGCACUUUAUCCAACUCUCAGACGUCCCGCGGUCCGCAUCCUGCCCUAUCUGUGGCGACACGAUACAUGAAGGCAUGCUCAAGAGCGUCCGGUACCUCGACGCCGAGACGAUGGUGAAAGCGGCACAAGGAGAAGGCCAAGGAGUCGACCAGCUCGGUGCCGACGCGACGAUGGACGAGGCCAAGAUUAUCGAUUCGGAACCGGCAACGGCAGCCGGUGGAGCCCAUCGCAUCCACAUGCGCCUCCUGCAUCGUCCCCAGAUGACCACACUGGCACUGCCAGCGACACCGACGUGGCCAUCGGACGCGAUUCCUCCUCUCACUGUACCCUGGCAGUUCCUCCCGGAUGUCCUGACGUACUCGCGCGUGAUGUUGGCGACGCCCGAGUACAUGCUGUUGCAGCUCAACCGCGAGCUGGAAGAGCUCAAGGCUGAGUGGAACCUGUUGCAAGGCGACGACCUGGGGCGUGGAUUUGUCACGUCUGCGCGUAACAAGGUUGAGCGCCAAAUCGGCAAGGUCACAAACGAGCUCAUGACGCCUGUCGUGCGCCACAACGAGGCCGAGGCGCGCGACGCGUGGAGCGAGGCCGUAAAUGGCGAGCGCCGUGCCCGGGAACGCCAUGUUGAGCGCGAGCAACGAGCAAAGGAACGCGCCGAGCGCGAGCUGGAAGCUCCCCCGCAAGUGGUCACCGACGAGGCCGAGGUGCCAGUCGAGUUCCUCGCGGCCUCGGACGUUUCCUACCGCGGCCCCACUGUUCACGUCCCUCCCAACGUCGUCGUCGAGCCCAACCCAAUGCCGCCUACUGUGGGUAAGAAGAACCAGAAGAACCGCCGCCGACAAGGUGGAGCGGCCCCAAAGGCCCCACCUAUCCCGCCUGCACCAAGCUACUACUUUUACCAAUCGUCCCUUGGCGUCAACGUCUUCCUCAACCCCUUGGACAGCCGUAUCCUCCUCGCACACUUCCAUUCGUACUCGGCCUUCCCGCAGCACAUCUCAUUCACGACUACGGGAUACGACUCGGCCACCGUCUCCGAGGACCUGCGCCGACGCGUCAAGUACCUCUCUCACUUGCCCGUCGGCACCGAGGUAGUGUUUGUCGAGGCCGACCUCGCAGGCAUUGUCAGCCCCGAGGUCCUGGCCCAGUUCGAGCAGCCUCUCAAGGCACGUCGCGCCAAGCGUCGUGACCGUGUGCGCCGCGAGGACAGGGACAAGCGCCGUGCCGAACAGGCUGAGAGGGCCAUGAUGCCCGAGAUGCACAUUACACCCUCGGCGCAGGCCGUAGACCACGACCACGAGCUCGCCAUGGCGCUUGCAGCCUCGCGUCUCGACUCGGGACUCUCCGUCUCGCCCGAGGUUGGUGCCGCGUUCCCACUCCCGGGCAGCAACACGGCCCACCAGCUCGCUGCGUCCCCGCCCUCUGCGUCGUCGGGCUCGUUUGCGUGGGCCGUCCACUCGCGCAACAUGUCGAGUGCGCCCAUCGGCCGCCGUGAGGAGAGACUCAACAUGGAGGGAGUGGAGGAGGCGUGGAGCGGCUUCAAUGCGGAGCACGAGGAAGUGGCAGCGGCGGAGGCGGAGGGGGCAGGACUGGCGGGUGGAAAGAAGAAGAAGAGUAAGAAGACAAGCAAGAAGCUGGUCCUGGGCGGAGCGGGACGGCAGGCAUAG
Messenger RNA from Apiotrichum porosum, 2220 nucleotides. RefSeq lists its product as uncharacterized. Bases 1 to 2220 code for a protein of 739 amino acids. Gene Ontology annotation, molecular function: metal ion binding; transcription cis-regulatory region binding. The record is from RefSeq and is a predicted model, not a curated record. The transcript has 2 exons. Lineage: Eukaryota; Fungi; Basidiomycota; Tremellomycetes; Trichosporonales; Trichosporonaceae. Gene Ontology annotation, biological process: positive regulation of transcription by RNA polymerase II.